Molecule: messenger RNA, 2479 nt
Organism: Gasterosteus aculeatus aculeatus (three-spined stickleback)
Lineage: Eukaryota; Metazoa; Chordata; Actinopteri; Perciformes; Gasterosteidae
Gene: wdfy2
Product: WD repeat and FYVE domain containing 2
Biological process (GO): positive regulation of fat cell differentiation; positive regulation of protein phosphorylation
Cellular component (GO): early endosome
Molecular function (GO): metal ion binding; protein binding
Source: RefSeq, a predicted model, not a curated record
GUUUACCCGGAUGUGUGUCAGCUGACUGGCAACAGUCACAACACCGCUGACAGCUGGCUAGCCAGCUAGCAGCUAACGUGGAGCAGACGAGGCUUCGCCGUCGGACGGGGGGCGAGCGGGAAUGUAGACCGGAGGACUGAGCUCCACUAGCGACUCAUGGCGGCCGAAAGACAGCCUCGCCCGCAGGCUCGGACGCCAUGUCUGCUGAGCACGAUCGAGCCUUUCCAAGAUGUCGUUAGCUCGGCGGUCAUCAUCCCGAAGGAGGACGGCGUCAUCAGCGUGUCCGAGGACAGGACGAUCCGGGUUUGGCUGAAGAGAGACAGCGGUCAGUACUGGCCGAGUGUCUACCACACGCUCUCCACCUCGUGCUCCUGCAUGUCCUUCAACCCAGAGACGAGGAGGCUCUCCGUGGGGAUGGACACCGGCAGCAUCUGUGAAUUUGUCCUGUCGGAAGACUACAACAAGUUGACCCCAGCCAGCACCUACCAGGCCCAUCAGGGCCGGGUCACAGUGGUCCUGUUCGUGCUGGAGAUGGAGUGGCUCCUAAGCACCGGCCAGGACAAGAACCUCAACUGGCUCUGCUCGGAGAGCGGUCAGCAGCUGGGGACGUACCGCACGGCCGCCUGGGUCUCCGGCCUCCAGUUCGACGUGGAGACCAGACAUGCUUUCGUAGGAGACCAGUCGGGUCAGGUGACCAUCCUGAAGCUGGAGCAGGACAGCUGCAGCUUGGUGACCACCUUCAAAGGACACACUGGUCAUGUGACGGCUCUGUGCUGGGACCCGGUCCAGAGGGUUCUGUUCUCCGGCAGCUCGGACCACUCCAUCAUCAUGUGGGACAUCGGAGGCCGCAAAGGCACCGCCAUCGAGCUGCAGGGUCACAAUGAGAAGGUUCAGGGUCUCUGCUACGCUUCACACACCCGUCAGCUGAUCUCCUGCAGCUCAGACGGAAGCAUCGUCAUCUGGAACAUGGACGUAACGAGACAAGAGACCCCCGAGUGGUUGGACAGCGACUCGUGUCAGAAGUGUGAGCAGCCCUUCUUCUGGAACUUCAAACAGAUGUGGGACAGUAAGAAGAUCGGCCUCCGACAGCAUCACUGCAGGAAGUGCGGCCGGGCCGUGUGCGCCAAGUGCUCGUCCCGCCGCUCCGCCAUCCCGCUCAUGGGCUUCGAGUUCGAGGUGCGAGUCUGCGACGGCUGCCACGAGUCCAUCAGCGACGAGGACCGAGCGCCCACCGUCACCUUCCACGACAGCAAGCACGGCGUCGUGCACAUGCACUACGAGCCCACCACGGGGAAGCUGCUGACCUCCGGGACCGACAAGGUCGUCAAGCUGUGGGACAUGAGUCCUGUGGUGUCCUGAGCUUCAGGCGGGACCGGGAUCAAUCACAUGACCAGCUGGUCAUCGGCCAGGACCCUGCAGGCCGUUGGAGUGGGUCGGGCCUCACUCUGACCUUUGACCCAAGGUCACGGACGGAAGGACGGGUGUUUGAGUGACAGCUGGCUCUCUUUAGGGGCGGGUUCAGGGAUUUGAUGCGAUGGAGCUGAUUGUCGGUCUGCAGGUUUAAACUUAAAAUGAUCUCUAUCAGUCCAGUGAAUAUUUGGACCUUUUCACGUCUGUUCAAACACUCCAUCUGUGUCAGUUUGUGUUGUUGGGUGACUUUGGAGGAUCUGAAUGAAACAUUUAAAAGUCACACAGUAACACAAACUAGCCAACAGAAGCGGUUAAAUCCCUGUUUUCAUCGACGGAGCCUGGUGAAAAGUUCAUUUCACGUCUCCGUGUUCCGUAAACGUACUUUACAUACAUGUCCUCAGUUUGCUCUGUGGCGGCUGCGUGUCCCCGCGUCCAUCCGUCUCCCCGUCCAACCUUCCAUCUGCUCGCUGUCCAUCUCUGGAGGUUACUUCUUCUGUCACUUCAGAGAAACCCAAGUGUGACGUCAUGAUGAGGUCAUCGCGGCGUGUUGUAAACUGCACGCCGGUCUCUACUGCUAGUCAGCGUAUUUAUCACCCAGCAUGUGGGCGCCGUGACCAAACUAACCCUUUUUGUUACUGCACUGGAAUGGAGAAGAGAAAAACGACACACUGUGAAGAGAAAACACGUUUGUUCUUCAGCAGUCAGACGGUGACUUUGUACUUUUGACCCACUGAAUAUUGAGUUAAUAUUUACUGAGCAUUCACUCAACAUUUCCUAACAAUUUGUGAUAUUAAACAUGUUUCAUCCAUAAAGGUCAGACUGGAGCAGCCGUUAAGUCAUAAACACAAUUCUAUUCAACCACGUAUCAUAUUUGUGUUGUUGCCGUUGUACAGCUUUUAGUUUCAGGGUGUGAAAAUCAAGCAGAGGGAAUAAUCAAUAUACCUAUAUAUUUAUCUCUGUAUAUAGCUUCACUCUUUAGCAUCGUCUUCACAGUUUCACUGGAAUAUUAAAAAAACGCCUGAAAACUAAAUUGCUAGCUUUUCAAAAUAAAAUCCUGUGAUGUAAAUGA